AUGACCAUGUUAAAAGUGUGUUCCUUUUAUUCCUUUAUUCGAAACACAAGUUUUGUAGCAGAUAAUACGUUAAAUAAUUCAAAAUUUGGUACAAGAAUAAUAUCCUUAGGUCAAACACCAUUGAUAUGUAAUACCGUUUAUCAAAAAGUAACCCGUUCGAUUAGCACUGUUCCUGCUUCAGAACCUUCACUUCGUACUAUUGAAAAGGAGGAUAAAGCUCACCAAGCUAAUCACUAUGUAAAAGUUCCAGAACGCGGUCUUUUAGAAUUACAUGGUGAAGAUACUGUAAAGUAUCUACAAGGAUUAAUUACAAAUAAUAUGCCAUCGAUUAGUUCUGGUGGGGAUGGAUUUUAUACAGCAUUUUUGAACCCAAUCGGUCGCGUUAUGUUUGAUGCAUUUAUUCAUCCAAAAAAUUCGGGAACAUCAUUUCCACAUCCAACAUUUUUAGUUGAAUGUGAUUCACGUAUUUUACCAGAAAUAAUAAAACAUAUGAAAAAAUAUAUAUUAAGAUCAAAAGUGAAAAUCAAUGAUGUUUCAUCAUUUUAUCAGAUUUGGAAUGUUUGGGGUGAUAAAAUAGAUAAUUUAUGGUGGAGAAAUCAAGUACCUAAUCCUUCAGCAACAAAAUUGCAAACGGGUGUUUUAGUAUUAAAAGAAAAAAUCGCAGAAAUUGGGUGUAGGGAUAAAAGGUAUCCUAAUAUGGGUUUGAGACUGGUGUUACCGCCUGAUACUAAACCGGCAAUACCAAAUUCAUUUACAGAAUUACCAUCAAACGAAUAUACUAUUAGAAGAAUUUUACAUGGAGUUCCUGAAGGAGUUCAUGAUUUUCCUCCAGGAGAAGCAUUACCAUUACAAUCAAAUUUUGAUUAUAUGGGAGGAAUUGAUUUUCGUAAAGGAUGUUACAUUGGUCAAGAACUUACUUUUAGAACAUAUCAUACUGGAGUUACAAGAAAACGUAUUUUGCCCGUUCAAUUAUAUCGUGAAGGUGAAAGCGUACCAAUCACAUUGGAAGUUGAUCGUAAUUCCAAACUAGUUCUUCCACCACCUUCUAGUGAUAUCAAUAUAUUGAAUAGAAAGGGACGACCAGUAGGUUCUAUUGGUACAUCAUACCAUAAUGUAGCUUUAGCAUUAUUAAAAUUAGAUAUAAUUCAAGAAAAUGAGCUAACAAUUAAUAAUGGUCAAGGGGAAAAUCUGAGGUUAAAACCUUUUAUACCUCAUUGGUGGCCGAAAGUUGAUGACAAAGAAAAUAUACAAGAAAAACCAAAAGAUGAAUUAAAAGUAUAA
Messenger RNA from Funneliformis geosporum, 1281 nucleotides. Lineage: Eukaryota; Fungi; Glomeromycota; Glomeromycetes; Glomerales; Glomeraceae. The record is from the annotation of a GenBank genome assembly.